CUCACUCGCACUCCCAUAUCUCCUGUGUAUUUUUUGGGGGGUGAGGGUGUGUGUGUGUUUGUGUGUGUGUUUAAAAGACAAGAGGAGUGUGUAUUGGUGCCCUUGCAUUUCAGAGGACUGAUAACUCCCCAGGAUGCAUCAGCUGCUAGCGGUGACUUUAGUGCUGGUGACACUCUGCUCUCUAGGGAGUGUGGAUUCUUCAGCUUAUGACAAGAUAGUCAGCCACAGUCGCAUACGGGCCAGGAAGGAAGGACCCAAUGUGUGCGCUUUGCAGCAGGUCAUGGGGACUAAAAAGAAGUACUUCAGCACAUGCAGGAACUGGUACAAAGGCUCCAUCUGCGGCAAGAAGGCUGUGGUGCUUUAUGAGUGCUGUCCUGGGUACAUGAAGCUGGAGGGUGCGAGAGGAUGCCCUGCAGUGGCUCCCAUUGACCAUGUGUAUGGUACGCUGGGGCUCAUAAAGGCUACGACCACACAACAAUACGCUGACAUGUCAAAGCUGAGAGAGGAAAUUGAAGGCAAAGGCUCCUUCACCAUGUUUGCACCAAGUAAUGAAGCCUGGGAUCAGCUGGACCCUACUAUACGGUCUGCACUGGUGAGCAACGUGAACAUCGAGCUGUUCAACUCUCUUCACUUCCACAUGGUUAACCGCCGUCUUCUGACCAAAGAAAUGAAGAACGACAUGAGUGUCACUUCCAUGUACAAUAACCUGGGGCUCUACAUCAACCACUAUUCAAAUGGGAUUGUGACAGUGAACUGUGCAAGGAUCAUCCACGGUAACCAGAUUGCCACAAAUGGUGUGGUGCAUGUCAUUGAUCGGGUCAUCAGCGCUGUGGGCAGCACCAUCAAGGAAGUCCUGGAUGUUAACGAUGAUCUCUCCUCCUUCAACGCGGUGGCAUUGACUUCUGGUUUGAUGGACAAGCUGGACCAGCCUGGCCACUAUACACUGUUUGCUCCCACUAACAAAGCCUUUGACAGACUGGGCCCAGGCUAUCUGGAGCGUAUUAUGGGAGACAAGGCUGUUAUUACAGCACUGGCAAACUACCACCUGUUGAACAGUGUCCAGUGUUCAGAAGCAAUCAUGGCAGGGUCAGUGUAUGAGACAGCAGAAGGCAGCACCAUAGAGAUCGGCUGUGACGGCGACAGUCUGACAGUCAAUGGCAUCAAGAUGGUGCUGAAGAAGGACAUUGUUGCUACGAAUGGUGUCAUCCACCUCAUCGAUCAGGUGCUCGUCCCUGACUCAGCCAAGGAAGGGAAGGAACUGUUGGGAGACCUCCAGAGCACUUUCAGUGACAUGGUGUCCGAAUUGGGCUUAGCCUCUCUCUUGGGUCCGAAGACAGAGUACACACUCCUUGCUCCUGUCAACGCUGCCUUCACUACCGAAGUGAUGUCAACAGACCAGAGCCUACUGAGAUUAAUUUUGGAAAACCAUAUUUUGAAGCUGAAAAUCACGCUGAGUGAGCUCUACAAUGGACAGCUGCUGGAAACGCUGGCUGGCAAACUGCUCAGAGUCUUCAUUUACCGCACUGCUGUGUGCAUAGAAAAUGCAUGUAUGCAGCGUGGCAGUAAAGUGGGUAGCAAUGGUGCCCUCCAUGUUAUGAAGUCCUUCAUCAAACCUGCCGAGAAAACAAUGUAUGAGCUCCUGAUUGCUGACGGACGGUUCAAGAUUUUCCUGUCGCUGAUGGAGACAGCCGGUCUGACUGAUUUGCUGAAGCAGGAAGGCUCCUACACCAUCUUUGCACCAACUGAUGAUGCCUUCGAUGGCCUCAGUAGAGAAGACCUUGCUCUGCUCAAAAGUGAUCUGAAUGCUCUGAGGAUCAUUCUGCUGUACCACUUCAGUAAUGGAGUCUUCAUCAAUGGAGGAUUAGAGGGAGGGGUUACCAAUCUGCUCAAAACCCUCCAGGGCAACAACCUGCAAGUUAUAUCUGUAAACAACUCUAUUCAUGUCAACUCUGUCGAUGUGCCAGACAGUGACCUGAUGGCAACAAAUGGUGUGAUCCAUGUGGUGAAAAAUGUUCUCUAUCCCGGAGACCUUCCAGUGGGCCGCCAGGACCUCCUGGUCCUCCUGAAGAAACUGAUCAAGUACAUCCAGAUAAAGUUUGUUUCUGGAUUUUCUUAUGCUGAGAUCCCACUCACCUUCCUCAAGAGGACCAUCACAACUACACAUUACAUUGAAACAGUCCCUGAUGUAACAAAGGUGACCAGGAUCAUUGAGGGUGAACCCACUGUAACUAAGGUUACCAGGGUCAUCGAGACAGAACCGACAGUAACUAAGGUGGUCAUCGAGGGCGAGCCAGUGAUCACUAAGGUAACCAGGGUCGUCCAGGGAGAUCCUUCCAUCACAAAAGUCACCAGGGUCAUCGAGGGAGAUCCUUCCAUCACAAAAGUCACCAGGGUCAUCGAGGGAGAUCCUUCCAUCACAAAAGUCACCAGGGUCAUCGAGGGAGAUCCUUCCUUGACAAAGGUAACCAGGCUCAUUGAGGGAGAUCCUUCCCUCACAAAAGUCACCAGGGUCAUCGAGGGAGAUCCUUCCAUCACGAAAGUAACAAGGGUCAUCGAGGGAGAUCCUUCCGUCACAAAAGUAACCAGGGUCAUUGGAGGACAGCCUACCAUUACCAAGGUUACAAGAGUUAUCGAAGGUGGAGAUCUUGAUGCAAGUGAAAAGACAAUUACAGGUGGAACCAGAUACACCACGUCGAACGAGCCUCAUAUCAUUGAGGGACCAGACUUCUCUAAGAUCACCACCAUCCACAGCAACCCAAAUCUGAUCGAUGAGGAAUCAGAGAGAAUUACCAAAUUAAUUAAAGAGGGAGGUAGAUUUGCUGCUGCCAGGAAAGCUCCAGCUGGAAUGAGGAGGAGAACAAGGCUGGUCAGGCGUCACCACAAGCCAAGGGAGUGAAUCCAGCAGGGAGAAAACACCUUUGGGCUCACCGCAAAGACUGAAUGCAUCUCCAGUGCUCCUGGUUGAGCACUGGAGGACUGAAAAACUGUGGACUAAUAGGGAGAGAUCAGAUCAAUCGAGCUGUUUCUUUAUUCAAACCCCAAAUAAGAAUAAUUGUUUACUACACCACCUGUACACCAUACAGUGUGUGAUAAGCAUAAUGUGUUAUAGUAAUGCAAUGACAUUAGAAUACCCUUCAUGUAAUUAUUGUAAGUGUGAAAGGGAAAUAUGGACUUUUGCCGUGGGGUAGGUGGUGUGUAAGGUGAGGUGAAAUAUAUUCUACCACUGAGAGAUUUUUUUUUUAAAGGUUUGCUUUUUUAAAAAUCAUGUCACUUUGUAUACUGAUGGCUUGGGAAGAUUUUUGUAUGCUUUUUAUGGUGCUCGCAUUCUGAAUGAUGGAUGCAUUUUAAUGAAUACGACAAAUGAAACAGUGUCAAACUGUGUUUUGCGACCAUUAGAUGCUGUAAUGUACCUCUGUAAAUUAUCACAUGGUAAUUAAAAAAUACAGUGAAUUUUUAUACUGUUUUUAUUCAUUACUUACAGUUUCCAUGAGAGUCAUGACUAAACCAAAAUGUUUCAUGCUGUUGAAUGUGACCUUGACUUGUAUAUGUCCUUGAGCAACCAGGCUUCACAAUCAUAUUUGCUUUUACCUAAAACCAAAAAAGUGGCAAAUAAAUGUGUAAAUAAAUUGUGCAUGGUGACAAAGCA
This is a messenger RNA of Dicentrarchus labrax (European seabass), 3646 nucleotides long. RefSeq names its product periostin, osteoblast specific factor a (gene postna). The coding region runs from base 134 to 2896 and encodes 920 amino acids. Gene Ontology annotation, molecular function: protein binding. The record is from RefSeq and is a predicted model, not a curated record. The transcript has 23 exons. Lineage: Eukaryota; Metazoa; Chordata; Actinopteri; Moronidae.